This is a messenger RNA of Phacochoerus africanus (Common warthog), 4162 nucleotides long. It is a transcript of the gene NUP133, whose product is annotated as nucleoporin 133. Gene Ontology annotation, molecular function: structural constituent of nuclear pore; protein binding. The coding region runs from base 105 to 3572 and encodes 1155 amino acids. The record is from RefSeq and is a predicted model, not a curated record. Gene Ontology annotation, cellular component: nuclear pore outer ring. The transcript is spliced from 26 exons. Gene Ontology annotation, biological process: poly(A)+ mRNA export from nucleus; protein import into nucleus; transcription-dependent tethering of RNA polymerase II gene DNA at nuclear periphery. NCBI's taxonomy places the organism in Eukaryota, Metazoa, Chordata, Mammalia, Artiodactyla, Suidae.
UUCGUUUUGACGUCACCACCGUGUGCCUUCCCCGCCCCGCAGGUGUUCAAGCUUCAGCCCCGCGGCGGCGACAAGCGCGUUUCUUGUCGCUUCUCUCUGCCAACAUGUUCCCGGCCGUCUCGUCUCCGCGGACCCCGGGGCCAGGGGCUCGUAGGGGACCUCUGGGGGGAGUCGGGCCAGGCUCCACGCCCCGGGCUACCAGCAGGAAGGGUCUGGCCCUGGGGUCUGCGGUCAGCUCCCCGGUGCUCUUCUCGCCCGUCGGCCGUCGUAGCUCGGUGAGCUCGCGAGGAACACCUACACGCAUAUUCCCACACCACUCCAUAACUGAGUCUGUGAACUAUGAUGUGAAAACGUUUGGAUCUUCUCUCCCUGUUAAAAUCAUGGAAGCCCUAACAUUGGCUGAAGUUGAUGACCAUCUGACAGUUCACAUAGAUGAAGGUGGAUGGGCUUGUCUGGUCUGCAGAGAGAAACUCAUCAUUUGGAAGAUUGCUCUGUCACCUAUUUCCAAGCUGUCUGUUUGCAAAGAACUUCAGCUGCCACCAAGUGAUUUCCACUGGAGUGCUGACUUGGUGGCUCUCUCGUAUUCUGCUGCCUCAGGUGAAUCACAUUCUACUCAGGCUGUUGCUGUCAUGGUGGCCACCAGAGAAGGAUCCAUCCGCUACUGGCCAAGCCUUGCUAGUGAGGACACCUACACAGAGACGACCGUGGACUCAGGAGGGGAUAAGACUUACAGCUUCCUAACAGCCGUACAGGGAGGAAGUUUUAUCUUGUCCUCUUCAGGAGGCCAGCAAAUUCGCCUGAUCCCUGAAAGUUUAGGAAAGAUCCACCAGCAUAUCCUGCCUCAAGGGCAAGGCGUGCUUUCAGGAAUUGGUCGGAAGGUUUCUUCUCUCUUGGGAAUUUUGUCUCCUAGUAGUGAUCUCCUACUUUCAAGUGUCCUUUGGGAUAGAGAGAGAUCAAGCUUUUAUAGCCUGACAAGUUCAAACAUCAGUAAAUGGGAAUUAGAUGAUUCUUCAGAAAAACAAGUACAUAGUUGGGAUAUAAAUAGAGUCCUGAAGGAAAACAUUAUAGAUGCUAUUUGGGGAUCUGAAAGUAACUAUGAAGCUAUUAAAGAAGGGGUCAACAUUCGGUAUUUGGAUUUGAGGCAAAACUGUGAUGGACUUCUGAUUUUGGCUGCGGCAUGGCACCUAGCAGACAAUCCAUGUCUCGUCUAUUACUCUCUGAUAGCAGUGGAAGAUAAUGGCUACCAAAUGUCAGAUGCAGUAACUGUAGAAGUCACUCAGUAUAAUCCACCUUUUCAGUCUGAAGACUUGAUUACGUGUCGGUUGAUGGUCCCAGACUUUUCAAACCAGACAGCCUAUCUGUAUAGUGAAAACUCUGUCUAUGUGUGCUCCACGGGAACUGGGAAGUUUUCUCUUCCUCGGGAGAAAAUUGUCUUUAACACACAAGGAGACAGUAUUUUAGGAGCUGGUUCCUGUGGUGGUGUUCCUAUCCUUUUUUCUAGAAACAGUGGAUUGGUGUCUAUUACUUCAAGGGAAAAUGUGUCCAUAUUAGCAGAAGACCUUGAAGAGUCACUGGCAUCUUCCAUUGCUGGGCCAGGCAAUGAGAGUGUGGUUUUUGAGACCUCUACGAAGAAUGAAACUAUUGCCCACGAAGAUAAAACCAAAUUGCUAAAAGCUGCUUUUCUGCAAUACUGCAGAAAAGAUUUAGGUCAUGCUCAAAUGAUAGUUGAUGAGCUGUUUUCCUCUCACUCUGAUUUGGAUUCUGACCAUGAACUAGACAGAGCUGUUACCCAGAUCAGUGUGGACCUGGUGGACGAUUACCCAGCUUCUGACCCACGCUGGGCAGAGUCUGUUCCCGAGGAAGCACCUGGGUUCAGCAAUACAUCACUGAUUAUUCUCCACCAGCUCGAAGACAAGAUGAAGGCCCAUUCUUUCCUUAUGGACUUCAUUCACCAGGUUGGCCUAUUUGGACGUCUUGGCACCUCUCCGGUGAGAGGGCUGCCGAUGGCAACUCGACUGCUGCUGUGUGAGCAUGCUGAGAAGUUGUCAGCCGCAAUUGUCCUCAAGAACCACCACUCGAGGCUGUCGGACCUUGUGAAUACGGCAAUACUGAUCGCUUUGAAUAAGAGGGACCGUGAGAUCCCACCCAAUCUGACCCCUGCUGAUGUCUUUUUCAGAGAGGUGUCCCAGGUAGAUACCAUCUGUGAGUGUUUACUGGAGCACGAGGAGCAAGUAUUAAAGGAUACAUCAUUGGAAUCAGUUGAAUGGGCCGAGGUGGUGAUCAAUGUGAACAGUAUUCUCAAGGACAUGCUGCAAGCUGCUAGUCAUUAUCGGCAAAAUAGAAGCUCCUUGUAUAGAAGAGAACCCCUAGAAAAAGAACCUGAGUAUAUCCCAUGGACAGCAACAAGCGGUCCUGCUGGCAUCCGAACAGCAAUAGUACGGCAGCAUGGGAUCAUCCUGAAAGUGGUUUACCCCCAGGCAGACAGCAGCCUCCGGAACAUGGUGACAGAGCAGCUGGUGGCGCUGAUUGAUUGCUUCCUGGACGGUUAUGUUGCUCAGCUUAAGUCUGUGGACAAAUCUAGUGACCAAGAAAGAUAUGACAGUCUGGAAAUGGAAUACCUACAGAAAAGAUCAGAUCUCCUAUCUCCGCUUCUCACACUAGGCCAGUAUCCCUGGGCUGCUUCAUUAGCAGAAAAGUAUUGUGACUUUGAUAUCUUAGUACAAAUGUGUGAGCAGACGGACAACCAGACCAGACUCCAGCGCUACAUGACCCAGUUUGCUGACCAGAAUUUUUCCGACUUUCUCUUCCGUUGGUAUCUUGAGAAAGGAAAGCGGGGCAAAUUAUUAUCUCAGCCCGUUUCUCAGCAUGGACAGUUGGCGAGUUUUCUGCAAGCUCAUGAGCAUCUCAGCUGGUUACAUGAAAUUAACAGCCAUGAAUUAGAAAAGGCUCAUGCAACACUUCUAGGUUUGGCAAAUAUGGAAACUCGUUACUUUGCAAAGAAAAAAACCCUUCUUGGUUUGAGUAAAUUGGCUGCAUUAGCUUCAGACUUUUCAGAAGAUAUACUACAAGAAAAAAUUGAAGAAAUGGCAGAGCAGGAGCGCUUCCUGCUGCACCAGGAGACCCUUCCUGAACAGCUGCUGGCCGAGAAACAGCUAAGCCUCAGCGCAAUGCCCGUACUGACCGCAUCACAGCUCAUUGGCCUGUACAUCUGUGAGGAAAAUAGAAGAGCUAAUGACUAUGAUUUCAAGAAGGCUCUGGACCUGCUGGAGUACAUUGAUGAGGAGGAAGAUGUAAAUAUAAACGACCUAAAACUGGAAAUCCUUUGCAAAGCUCUUCAGAGAGAUAACUGGUCCAGCUCAGAUGGUAAAGAUGAUCCAAUUGAAGUAUCUAAAGACAGUAUAUUUGUGAAAAUCUUACAGAAACUUUUAAAAGAUGGCAUUCAGCUCAGUGAAUACCUACCAGAGGUGAAAGACCUAUUACAGGCAGAUCAGCUGGGAAGCUUGAAGUCCAAUCCUUACUUUGAGUUUGUUUUGAAAGCCAAUUAUGAAUACUAUGUGCAGGGCCAAAUGUAACUCGUUCUUGAAAUGGUCAUCGCUCCUAAAAAUGUGUAUAUAUGUUGUCUUUAUAAAAGUUUUAGACCUUAAACAUCCAGAAGUUUGUACAGUUUUAUAACCUGUUGCUGAGUUUUUUAUACUUUAUUUGGAUGUUCCUACAAGUAGUUGUGACUGUAGUUUUUUAGUUACAUCAUUUUUUUCCUUCCCUUUUUCCAACUGAAGUUUAUCAGUUGUUCUGUACUUGCUACCCUUUUUAUCUCGCCCCAUCCAUCCAGGGUCCUGGUUCUGGCUCCUUGUAUGUACGCAUCACUUAUAGGCUUCAGCUUCUGCAACUCUAAAAAUGACAAGAUUGCACUGAAUUGUCUGAAAUUGCUCUGACUCAGGAUAUUGCGCACUGGGGAGUAUCUGGAAUGUUUGACAUCUGUUUUGGUUAGGGCUAGUGGGAAAUAGUUAGUGAGAUAAAUGUCAGAUUAACUUAUGGAACUAAAAGACAAAGUGGGUCUAAUUCAGUGUGAACCUGACAACUGAUUACUUCAUUGGGAAAAUUGUCAAACUUUUCUACAUAAGUUAUAGAGUAUUAAUAAAAGUGUUUUGGUGAAUAAAACAUA